AUGCCAAAAAAACAAAAAGUGAAUAAAGUAAAUGAGGAUACAUUUGCUGUAGAAAAAAUACUAGACAGAAAAAUAAUAAAAGGUAUUCCUUGGUAUUUAAUCAAAUGGGAAGGAUAUUCUGAUUCUGAUAAUACAUGGGAACCUAGGGAAAAUAUUAAUGCUGAUGAAUUGAUUGAGGAUUUUGAAUCAAAAAUUCCAUUAAAAAGAAAGAGAACUAGAACAACUAAGUUGACAGAAAAUAAAAGUGAUUUUAUAGCACCUGGUAAGACCAUUCAAGAAAGAGUUACUUCAAUUUUAGAUAGUUUACAGGAGUAUUACGAUCUUAAUUUAGAGUCUAUAAUAUUUAAAGUUUGUGAUCUUAAAAUAGAAAAUAAUAUUAUUAAAACAGCAGUUGUACAAUACACAGAUAAAUCAAUGCAAGAAAUACCUUAUUUUAUAGUAAAAAAAGAAGUGCCUAAGAAGCUAUUUGAAUAUUAUGAAGAAGCAUUUAAUAAAUUUACACAUAAAAAUUCAUAA
This is a messenger RNA of Vairimorpha ceranae, 516 nucleotides long. Its product is annotated as chromobox protein. NCBI's taxonomy places the organism in Eukaryota, Fungi, Microsporidia, Nosematidae. Gene Ontology annotation, biological process: negative regulation of transcription by RNA polymerase II; chromatin organization. The record is from RefSeq and is a predicted model, not a curated record. The transcript has a single exon. Gene Ontology annotation, cellular component: pericentric heterochromatin. Gene Ontology annotation, molecular function: chromatin binding. The coding region runs from base 1 to 516 and encodes 171 amino acids.